AUGUACCUAACGAAGCUCCAUACAAAUCAAAGACUCACAAGCUUCAAAUCCACCGAACAAGCGUCGUCACGGUCGCAAAUGGUAGACAGAUAACCGCCCUCGCCCAACAUGUCCUACUAUUUUGCCAUCGUUGGCACGCAGGACAACCCACUCUUCGAGCAUGAAUUCGGAACGUCUAAACAGGGCGGCGACGGACAAUCGCGGUUCAGCGAGCAAGCCCGACAUAUGAACCAGUUCAUUGCGCAUAGCAGUCUCGAUAUCGUGGAAGAAGUCCAGUGGGGGAGCGGUCAGAUGUACCUAAAGUGCGUCGACAAGUUCUUCAACAACUACGUAUCCUGCUUCAUAACAGGCGGCAACGUCAAAUUCUUACUCCUACACCAGCCAACGAUGCCCGUCUCGACGACAUCCACCCGAUCCUCUACUUCCAUCGGCGCCAACCCUACGAGUCCGCAGACCGAAGAAGCUAUCAAGAACUUUAUGCUCGAAGUCUAUGAGAAUUGGGUUAAGACUAUUAUGAGCCCUUUCUACAGAGUCAAUAUGGAAGUGCGAAGUCCGGUGUUUAGGCAAAGAGUAGCUGCGGUGGGGAGGAAAUACCUAUAGCGUAAGAUUUAGCAAGGUUUUAACAGGCCUACAGUGGCGUUUGGAGUUAAGUCAGGCGGCAAGCCAAAAACUUAGGUGCCUUUACAAUGCAUGCCAGGCACUUAUUUCAGAAAGGCAUAAUGUUUACGCAUAAAUUAAGUCACGAUAGAAUCAAAUAGAACCGAAA
This is a messenger RNA of Hypoxylon trugodes, 766 nucleotides long. Its product is annotated as Sedlin. Lineage: Eukaryota; Fungi; Ascomycota; Sordariomycetes; Xylariales; Hypoxylaceae. Gene Ontology annotation, cellular component: cytoplasm; TRAPP complex; nucleus. The transcript has 2 exons. Gene Ontology annotation, biological process: endoplasmic reticulum to Golgi vesicle-mediated transport. The record is from RefSeq and is a predicted model, not a curated record. The coding region runs from base 109 to 600 and encodes 163 amino acids.